Messenger RNA from Oreochromis aureus, 4473 nucleotides. Its product is annotated as NLR family CARD domain-containing protein 3-like. Bases 169 to 3351 code for a protein of 1060 amino acids. The record is from RefSeq and is a predicted model, not a curated record. Gene Ontology annotation, molecular function: protein binding. NCBI's taxonomy places the organism in Eukaryota, Metazoa, Chordata, Actinopteri, Cichliformes, Cichlidae. The transcript is spliced from 11 exons.
CGGCAGCCUGCAAACACAGAGGACUGAUUUCGGAGAAGAAGCAGAGGAUUUUCUCUGUUUCUACACAGACUUGGUCCAGACAGCAGAGAACUGCAUAGUGAAGAAGUUCAUGGGAAGAAGCUGAAGUGAAGGUAGAAAGUGUUUGUGAGCUGAUGUGGAUGUGAAUUCAUGGAUCAGUGUGAGGACAGAGAGGAGGGAGUCCCUCCCUCUAAAACUACUCUGUGUGGGGAACAUGAGAGCCAGACCAAAGCUCACAGGAAGAAACGAGGAACUAAACGGAAACUUAAACCUGAACCCACCUGUGUGUCUUUAAAGAGUGACCGUUCUAAACAACACAUAUUUGAAUUUAAAGAACAACCCUCCGCUGCAGAGAGAGGACAGCAGGAAUGCCUAGAGGUUCCCAGUGGCCAGUCUUUCAACCAGCAUCAAAAACAACUGGACUCCAUAUUUACGCUCCUGGAGAACAACAUUGUCACCUAUGUGAAGACUGAACUGAAAAAGAUACAGGAGAGUUUGAGCUCAGAUUACCCCGAAUGCUUAGAGGAUCAGAGGGGAGAUGAGGGGAUAAGGCAUGAGGAUGAAGCGCAGAGGAGGACCAGCAGGGAGGCAUUCAUGAUGAUCUUACUAAACUUUUUGAAGGGAAUGAAGCAGAAAGAACUGGUCGAGCGCCUGCAGAAUAGAACUCGCACUGUAGUUUGUCAGAACCAAAAAUCUGUUUUAAAAAAGAAGUUCCAGCGUGUGUUUGAGGGGAUCGCUAAAGCAGGAAAUCCAACACCUCUGAACGAGAUCUACACAGAGCUCUACAUCACAGAGGGAGGGACUACAGAGAUCAAUGAUGAACAUGAGGUCAGACAGAUUGAAACAGCAUUCAAGAAACCAGGUAGUUUAGAAACUACAAUCAGACAAGAAGACAUAUUUAAAGGCUCACCUGGAAAAAAUAAACCAAUCAGAACAGUGCUGACAGAGGGAGUGGCUGGCAUCGGUAAAACAGUCUUAACACAGAAGUUCAGUCUCGACUGGGCUGAAGACAAAGCCAACCAAGACAUCCAGUUCAUGUUUCCAUUCUCUUUCAGAGAGCUGAAUGUGCUGAAAGAGGAAAAGUUCAGUUUGGUAGAGCUUGUUCAUCACUUCUUUACUGAAACCAAAGAAGAAGGAAUCUGCAGUUUUGAAGACUUCCAGGUUGUGUUCAUCUUAGAUGGUCUGGAUGAGUGUCGACUUCCUCUGGACUUCCAGAAGACUAAAAUGGUAACUGACCCUAGAGAGUCCACCUCAGUGGAUGUGCUGCUGGUAAACCUCAUCAGGAGGAAUCUGCUUCCUUCUUCUCUCCUCUGGAUAACCACACGGCCUGCAGCAGCCAAUCAGAUCCCUCCAGAAUGUGUUGACAUGGUGACAGAGGUCCGAGGGUUCACUGACCCUCAAAAGGAGGAUUACUUCUGGAAGAGAUUCAGAGAUAAGGGGAAGGCCAACAGGAUCAUCUCCCACAUCAAGACAUCACGAAGCCUCCACAUCAUGUGCCACAUCCCAGUCUUCUGCUGGAUCACUGCUACAGUUCUGGAGGAUGUGCUGAAAAAGAUAGAGGAAGGAGAGCUCCCCAAGACCCUGACUGAGAUGUACAUCCACUACCUGGUGGUUCAGGCUAAACUGAAAAAGGUUAAGUAUGACGGAGGGUCUGAGACAGAUCCACACUGGAGUCCAGCAAACAAGGAAAUGAUUGCAUCGCUGGGAAAACUGGCUUUUGAGCAGUUGCAGAAAGGCAAUCUGAUCUUCUAUGAAUCAGACCUGACAGAGUCUGGCAUUGAUGUUGAAGCAGCCUCAGUGUACUCAGGAGUAUUUACACAGAACAAGGUGUUCUGUUUCGUCCAUUUGAGCAUUCAGGAGUUUCUGGCUGCUCUUCAUGUCCAUCUGACCUUCAUCAACUCUGGACUGAAUUUGCUGGAAGAACAACAAACAACCUCCCAGGAGUCUGAAACAGGAGAAUCUGCAGAGAAACACUUCUACCAGAGUGCCAUAAACAAGGCGUUAAAGAGUCCAAAUGGACACCUGGACUUGUUCCUCCGCUUCCUCCUGGGUCUUUCACUGCAUACCAAUCAAACUCUCCUACAAGGGCUGCUGACACAGAGAGGAAGUAGCUCACAGAUCAAUCAGGAAACAGUCCAGUACAUCAAGAAGAAGCUCAGUGAGAAUCUGUCUGCAGAGAAAAGCAUCAAUCUUUUCCACAGUCUGAAUGAACUGAAUGAUUGUUCACUAGUAGAGGAGAUCCAACAGUCCCUAAGUUCAGGAAGUCUCUCUACAGACAAACUGUCUCCUGCUCAGUGGUCAGCUCUGGUCUUCAUCUUACUGUCAUCAGAAGAAUGUACUGAUGUGUUUGACUUGAAGAAAUACUCUGCUUCAGAGGAGGCUCUUCUGAGGCUGCUGCCGGUGGUUAAAGCCUCCAAGAAAGCUUUAUUGAGUGGCUGUAACCUCUCAGAGAAAAGCUGUGAAGCACUGUCCUCAGUUCUCAGCUCCCACUCCUCUAAUCUGAGAGAACUGGACCUGAGUAACAACAACCUGCAGGAUUCAGGGUUGAAGACUCUCUCUGCAGGACUGGAAAGUCCACAUUGUACACUGGAAACUCUCAAGCUCUCAGGCUGUCUAAUAACAGAGGAAGGCUUUGCUCGUCUGGCUACAACUCUGAGUUCCAAACCCUCCCAUUUGAAAGAGCUGGAUCUGAGAUACAAUCAUCCAGGAGAGUCAGGAAUCAAGCCACUGUCAGCUGAAGUGAAGGAUCCAUAUUGGAAUGUCAGGGUGGAGCCUGCUGGAGUCCGAUGGUUGACACCAGGUCUGAGGAAGUAUUCCUGUCAACUCACAAUCGACAGAAACACAGUAAACAAAAGACUCAAACUGUCUGACAACAACAGGAAGGUGACAUGUGUGGAUGAGGUUCAGUCAUAUCCUGAUCAUCCAGACAGAUUUGAUGGGUGGCCUCAACUGCUGUGUAGAAAUGGUCUGACCGGUCGCUGUUACUGGGAGGUUGAGUGGAAAGGAGACGUUUAUAUAUCAGUGAGUUACAAAAGUAUCCGAAGGAAAGGAGGUUGUGAUAACUGUUUGUUUGGAUGGAAUGAUCAGUCCUGGAGUCUGUACUGCUAUGAUGAUGGUCCUCGUUCUGUAGGGCACAAUAACAAAGUAACAUCCAUCUCCUCUUCCGUCUCUAACAAAGUAGCAGUGUAUGUGGACUGUCCUGCUGGCACUCUGUCCUUCUACACAGUUUCCUCUCACACUCUGAUCCACCUCCACACCUUCAACACCACAUUCACGGAAACUCUUCAUCCUGGAUUUAGGGUCUGGUCUGGUUCCUCAGUGAGUCUGUGCUGAGUGUAAAGAGUGUCCUCCUGUUAAAGAAACACUCUGACUGUUGAACAGAUAGUUCAGUCUGUACAUGUCUGUUUCUUUCGCUCAGAAACAUGUUUUCAGAUUCAUCGAUUCAAUCAGUUGAUGUUCUGUUCUAAAUGAUUCCUUGUAAACUUCUUCCUCUUCAGUCCUUUAAAGAUGGAAGCUACGAUUAUUCAAGGAUCCACACAUUGUUUUUCUGUAUUUCUCCACUCAAAGCUUCACAGUGAAUAUCAGCAUGUUGUGUUUUCUCUGAAGCUCAGUUCGCAACCAGCUGAGCUCAUUAAAAUGAAUGUUUGAUUUCUCUUUCUUAAUGAGAUUUUUUCAACCUCUCCUGUUUUAUUCUUACACUCAUUUUUGGAACCUAUCAUAGAAGCAGGACAAUAACGAAGGUCUCAAUAUUAGCAAAUUUUCAAAAUUACAGUUCUUUUGUGUUUUUUGCUUUUAUUUUUUCCCAUAUCUUGAGAACAAGCAGACUGCAUUAAUAUUCCAUGAGUGAACAAGUUGACAUCCCAUAUUACUCAGUGUAUAAAAUACAUUCACCAUUUCUCUUUUUUCUGCCAUUCUAUCUAAACAGUUGCUUUUAAAAACUGUUCCAAUCAAAGAAACAUGAACUUGUAUUUUGAUCAGAUCGAUACGUACAGCUUUGAUGUCACAAACAUCUCCCUGAACUCUUCACUAAUGGUGAUUUGUGGCCCUCUGCUGGUGAGAAGAUGAUGUCAGUUUAAUGAACACAGAUGACAUGAAGUGUUUUUAAAUCUGCUUUCUCUAAUAUUCAGGGUCAUGCUGGCAUACAAACAGUGAGUUUGAAAAAAUGUUUAUUUUGCAUCCUUUUUAAUGGAUUUCUCAAAUAUCUGCUGAUGUAGAAGUGAAUGGAAUGAUUUUUUUUUCGCCUUUAGGAUCCAAUAAUUUUAAAAUGCUGCCGUUAUAUAACAUGAAAAUUAUCAAAUGUUAUCAGAGACGCACCUGAAGACAGGGUAAACAAUAAUAUUGUGUAACUAGUUGAUAACAAUCUGAAUGGAGUUUUAAUGCAAUUCUAAUGACUGUAUUGAGGUAUCACAAUGUACGUGAUUUUGCUAAUAAAUGCAAGAGGCUGCAUUAAAAAAA